AUGAUCGUGAUUUACCCGAUUCCCGACAAACUCCACGAUGAUGUAUAUCCGGGCAUCGAUCUACUGGACAUUAUCAAUCAGAAAAAGGAAGAAGUAUCUCGCGUUAGGCGAGAUUCGUCACGAAAUCUCGACCCGACUGAGAACCUUGUUAUCGAAUUGAUGAUCGUUGUUGAUUCCGCCUUCAUCAAAAAGCAUCGCGACUUGUAUAGCGUCAAACUCUACUUGCAGACGAUCUUGGGAAUCAUGUCUAAUAUCUACAGAGAUCCAAGCCUGGGCGUACGAAUCGAACUUCGAAUCCUUGACACGAUUUUAAUGCACCGGGAUCGCUUCCGCAUCUAUCAAGACGCAGAAGUGACCUUGAGAAACUUCUGUGAGUACCAACACGAUUACUACAGACGAAAGCGUUUGCAUCCCGCUGAUCACGCAAUUUUCCUCACUGGAGUUGACAUUUGCGUCGGUGGCUAUCGCCCUAGCUGUCCUACGCUCGGUUUUGCUAACAUCGGUGGGAUGUGCGACUCUAAGGGACGACGUUCUUGCUCGAUUAGUCAAGACUCCGGCCUCGCUACUGCCUACACCGCCGCGCACGAAAUGGGACACUCAUUUGGAAUAAUGCAUGACGGAGAUCAAAAUUCCUGCUUCCGUUCUCAAGGCAUGCUCAUGGCGUCGAAACUUGCCGGCUCUACUUCAGGGUCAAUCAAGUGGUCUGAGUGUUCCCGAAGAAAACUAUUGCAAUUCCUAUACAGUCCUGGAUCUGACUGCUUGCGAGAAACCUCUAGGCGCUCAAAGCCAGUAACGAUUCAUCAAACGAGCAGCUCAAGUUCUGUGAGACUCCGGUCAUUGCGCUCUAUCCGUCCCCAAUUACCCGGGGAAGUUUACUCGGCCGACGAACAAUGCAGACUCGCCUACGGAGCAAGUAGCUCGGUGUGUUCUUAUGCGGCCGCGGGCGACGACCUUUGCAAAUACCUUUUCUGCAACGUUGCGGACACUUUCUACGGACAAAAAUGCAUCUCGAUGAAAAUGCCUCCCGCAGAAGGCACAUCUUGUGGCCGUGGAAAAUGGUGCAGACAAGGAAGCUGUGUCCGAGAAGGUGGUUACUCAAGUGCAAUUGAUGGUAACUGGGGAUCUUGGGGCUCCUGGUCUCCUUGCCCGGCGGAAUGUGGCUCAACUGGUGUUCGAGUUCGAACAAGAACCUGUUCCGAUCCUGCGCCUGCCUAUGGUGGACUGUACUGCAGAGGGAAUCACGAAGAUACUAGGACUUGCAUGGGCGAAGCAUGUGAUACGUACUCAAUGUUCUCGCGAGAGGAUCAAUGUAAACAACUCCAGCCUUCGUACCGUGCCCGCUCACUACGCGCGCUGACAGGUACCUCGUCGAGCAACAACUCGUGGAAGCCAUACCUUACGGCAGCAAACUAUCGAUCAUGUAAACUGCAAUGCCAAAGUACUGGCGACAUGUACGAUACUAAAGUCGUCAGCACGAUUGUCGCAGACGGCACGAGCUGCGGAAAGGAUGGCACAAGCUAUUGUUAUGAAGGAAAAUGCCGACGAAUCGGUUGUGACGGAGCCAUGGACGGUAUGGAGCUCGAUAAAUGCGGAGUCUGUGGAGGUGAUUCUACUUCAUGCAUUCAUAAGCGAUUCGUGUGGGUUGCGGGAUCACGAGGACGGGAAAAACCUCUAGAGAUCCCAGCAACUGCUACCAACGUCGAAAUUAGCCAGGCGGUCGCAGCCACUUCAUCACUCCAAAUGAGCUCGCUGGACAAUGAUCCUACUGAGAUUGACUUUUCUGGAAAAAUGGCUGCUCAGGUGACCUUGGCUGGCUCCGAGUGGUACUAUGAGCGGUCAAUCAGGUCCAAAGAAGAAAUCUCUUCGCCGGGGCCCUUGGCGACUUCUGUUAGGAAAGAGUUCUGA
Messenger RNA from Oikopleura dioica, 1905 nucleotides. The record is from the annotation of a GenBank genome assembly. Lineage: Eukaryota; Metazoa; Chordata; Appendicularia; Copelata; Oikopleuridae.